Penicillium nucicola is the source of this 372-nucleotide messenger RNA. RefSeq lists its product as uncharacterized. NCBI's taxonomy places the organism in Eukaryota, Fungi, Ascomycota, Eurotiomycetes, Eurotiales, Aspergillaceae. Bases 1 to 372 code for a protein of 123 amino acids. The transcript is spliced from 2 exons. The record is from RefSeq and is a predicted model, not a curated record.
AUGGAUUCCUCGAAAUAUCUCCGAAUUCUUGCGAGGCUCGACAGUCAAGCAGUCGAGGCGGAACGAGCCCAGUCCGUAUUCAAAGAGGAACUGAAGGUUUCCAAGGCCGCUGAGAAGCAGGCGAAUGAGGAUUUGGAGCAUGUAUCCAGACUAGCGGAUAUCUUCUUCGAACUUAGCCAGAAAUUGGGAAGCGUGGUGGAUCAUUUGUUGAAGGAGCGCAGUACCAACCAAUCCGGCCAAGAGCCGGAGUCAACAAAGGUAAUGCUUGACGUGUUGUUGAAACGAUUAGAACUACAGGAGAUGGGGGACAGCGGUGAGAACUCCGGUGACUCGGAAAGUGAUGGCACAAGGGCUGGGGAACAGUGUAACUAA